This is a messenger RNA of Spodoptera exigua (beet armyworm), 492 nucleotides long. Lineage: Eukaryota; Metazoa; Arthropoda; Insecta; Lepidoptera; Noctuidae. The record is from the annotation of a GenBank genome assembly.
AUGUUUUAUGAUGAAAAUUUAAUGAACGAUGAAAUAUUAGGGGUUGUGUGGAAGCUAGCAAAUAACAUACCAACUGAAAAUAUUGGUAAUCAUAAUUUACCGAGAAUUUGUACCGAGCUGAACUCCUGGGUGGACAUUGCAGUAGUGCCACACAGGAGACUGUCCUUGAGAACCUCUUCUACCCUCAUCAAUGGAACUGCCAUGUUGUACCAGCAAAACAUGCGUCAGCUGCUUGAUGGCAAGCAAGCAGAAGCGAAGCUCGAAGCACACGAAGACACGAAGUUGCGGUCCACGACACUGGACACGUCUGUAGUCGUCGGCGGCACCGGAGCGAAAGGACGCGUCUCGCGGCACGCGCCCUAUUAUAGCCUCGCGCUGUGCUCGCGACAUCGCGACGAACGGCGACCGCGACGGCGCAUGCGCGCAGCCGCUCCGUCGAGCCUUGCGACGAACGCGCGCUGCUAUUGGUCAAUUGUAUUUACAUAUGUGUGA